AUGGGAAUACUCCUUCAAGAGUGGAGAGCUGCUAUUGAUUCAGAGGCAAGAAACUCUAACAACUCGAAACUGAUCUUGACAGCACAGAUUCCAUAUUCACCAUCUGUUUCUUCAACAAGUUACCCUAUUCAGACGAUGCAAAAACAUUUGGAUUGGGUCCAUGUUGUGUCUGAAGAUUACACCACUCCUCUCAAGACAGUCCUUACAAGAGCUCAUGCAGCUCUGUAUGACCCAAGUAAUUUACGCAACAGGGAUGCUGGUAUAAGAGAAUGGAUCGAUCGAGGAUUAUCAGCUAAUAAACUGGUUUUGAACUUGCCUUUCUAUGGCUAUUCAUGGACGCUCGAGAAUCCUGUGAACAAUGGUGUUGGUGCACCAGCAACGGGACCUGCCAUUUCAACGGACGGAUACCUGACCUACAAGCAAAUAAAAUAUUACAUCAAGCAAUAUGCUCCUGACGUUCGUGUAAGGUACAACUCAACUUAUGUGGUGAAUUAG
This is a messenger RNA of Pistacia vera, 495 nucleotides long. Its product is annotated as class V chitinase-like. NCBI's taxonomy places the organism in Eukaryota, Viridiplantae, Streptophyta, Magnoliopsida, Sapindales, Anacardiaceae. Gene Ontology annotation, molecular function: chitin binding; chitinase activity. Bases 1 to 495 code for a protein of 164 amino acids. The record is from RefSeq and is a predicted model, not a curated record. Gene Ontology annotation, cellular component: extracellular region. Gene Ontology annotation, biological process: chitin catabolic process; carbohydrate metabolic process. The transcript has a single exon.